AGCCAUAAAGAGCCGACAGUGACGGACCAUGGAAGUCGACCUACAACAUGUACGUCCCGAACAAGCCAGCAAUCAACUUCUUCUGAAAUCUUCCGCUGUGGAACGACAAACAUGGCAGCCAAUAACAGAAUGUCUUUAAAACGUCGAACUGAUUAUGGAAAUGCUAUAAGAAAAUUCGUCUCCCGACCAAGUUCGGCUCAUGACUUUUUCGAACAAUUAGAAAAACAGAAACGUUAUGAAAAUAUAAGAAAACGUGCUCAGUCUGCUUUGGUACGACCUGGAGAACGUUUUGCAAGAUAUCAUUCAACACCUUGUCCAGACGCACAAGGAUCAUCUGCAACAAAAACGCAUGGAGGGACGCUAGCCCGACCAGUGACUGCACCUGUGACAGGCAGGGUUUCGGCACUUUCUACAAUUCGUGGUGGGUCCCCUGAGAAGGUAAACGCGACUCCAGCUGCGUUUUCUCAAAUACCUCAUUUUCUUACAGAAAAGGAGAGAGGAACGUUAAGGAGCACAGUUGACAACAUUGCGGAUAAGCCACCGAAACUCCCCAUAAGAAAGAAAAUCUUGAUCGAGACGCCAAAUGAUUAUGUUAUUCCUGUAUUCCAGUCAGUAAAUAUUAAAGGUGCACCGCGCAUGUAUUACAA
This is a messenger RNA of Ruditapes philippinarum (Manila clam), 647 nucleotides long. RefSeq lists its product as uncharacterized. The record is from RefSeq and is a predicted model, not a curated record. NCBI's taxonomy places the organism in Eukaryota, Metazoa, Mollusca, Bivalvia, Venerida, Veneridae.